Molecule: messenger RNA, 672 nt
Organism: Dipodomys ordii (Ord's kangaroo rat)
Lineage: Eukaryota; Metazoa; Chordata; Mammalia; Rodentia; Heteromyidae
Product: nuclear receptor subfamily 2 group E member 1-like
Exons: 5
Source: RefSeq, a predicted model, not a curated record
CCGCUGGCGGAGGAAUGCCAAGCCUCGGCUGAUCUCCCCCCACCCCCACCCCCGACGCGGGAGCGAAGGGCUACUGGGGUGCGCAAGGGUAUUUGCGUGCUCAGUCUCCGCGGGACUCGAGAAUUUGCAGGCCCGAGCCGGCGUUCGGAAGGCAAAGCCGGGGAGCCGAAGUCGCGGGCUUUCGGGGAGAUGGCUGGGGCGGCCGUGGCACAGGUUCCCCCACAUUGCCCCGGGAGCCCCUCGGGUGACCCAGCCAGCCCAGAUGUGGCAUUAGCGGAGGAGCGCGACACCGUGCAGCACGAGCGGGGGCCUCGCACGUCCACCAUCCGCAAGCAGGUGGCCCUGUACUUCCGCGGACACAAGGAGGAGAACGGAGCGGCCGCGCACUUCCCGUCGGCCGCGUUGCCCGCUCCCGCCUUCUUCACGGCGGUCACACAGCUGGAGCCGCACGGCCUGGAGCUGGCGGCCGUGUCCACCACCCCCGAGCGGCAGACCCUCGUGAGCCUGGCGCAGCCCACGCCCAAGUAUCCCCAUGAAGUGAAUGGGACUCCCAUGUAUCUCUAUGAAGUGGCCACAGAGUCUGUGUGUGAAUCAGCUGCCAGGCUUCUGUUUAUGAGCAUCAAGUGGGCUAAGAGUGUGCCAGCUUUUUCCACAUUGUCUUUGCAAGACCAG